AUGGCGAGUCGUUGUAAGAAGCGACGUCCCGAAAGUGGAUCUGGAGAGAUGAGUGUUGGAGAGUAUCUUGCGUUAGGAAUGGACGAGAAAGGUCGUGCUGAUAGCAGCUCAUGCGGUACUGAUAGUCCCGAUACCGCUGGAGAUGUACCGCCGGCGCUCGAUAGAGGUGAUUCUAUCGAUGACUCAUCACCGCAGCCGCCCAUUGAUUCUACGAAAUCAGUGGAAGCAAUUUUUAUUCGUGAAGCAUUAGCGUUCCGUGCAAGGGGUGGAGGUUGCGGUAAGCCCCUCGUGCAUUACAUGGAUGGUUUUACUAUUGAGGAAUCUGACGUUCCGUUUCCGCUAACUCAGUACGAUAAACUCACUGAGCUGGUGUCAUCCGAUGUUCUGGACGAUAUCAUGCCGAUGAUUGCAGAUAUCGACGUCAAAACUAAAACUGAGCCUAAAGGUAACGAAUUGUGGAACUCUUCCUCGAUCUUCCUCCACCUUCCUGUAUAA
Cooperia oncophora is the source of this 495-nucleotide messenger RNA. NCBI's taxonomy places the organism in Eukaryota, Metazoa, Nematoda, Chromadorea, Rhabditida, Trichostrongylidae. The record is from the annotation of a GenBank genome assembly.